GUUGUUAGAAACCGUACGGAUUCUAUUUGUUGUAAAUCGUCUUCGACGCGGUUUAUCGCACUCGCGUCAAAUGUUAUUGUACAGACGAAUUAAAUUCUAUUUGAACAAAAUCGCGUAAUCUUUCGAGCGAACAUUACGGUAAAUUUUUGUGCGCGUCAAAGAAAAAAAAAAAAUCAAAUAUUAAAAAUCAAAAAUUAAAAAUAACGAUGUCGAGGUGGUGGUGUUAUUUUGGCACGUGCUUGCUCAUCCUACAAUUAUGCGAAUCGGCCAGUCUACGAUGCUCGACAACAACUGCAUUUGGAAAAAGUUACAUCGACUGCGACAACCCAAUCUACUGUCGAGGAGAACUCUUGAAAACCAUGCAGCUAGCCGAAUUAUUUAACGACAGCAAAACGUUCGUCGACCUAUUUCAACUACACGAUCCAGAAGUGACGCUGAGCAAUUUUGACACGAUGAUGAGCGAGACGGGGAACAACCCUGAUCGGGCGCGAUUGGAAAAAUUUCUUGAAGAUAAUUUCUCCCAAGAAUCAGAACUCGAUGACUGGAACCCACCGGAUUGGCAACCUAAUCCAGUGGCAUUUAUGCGUAUCAGAGAUCAAAAGUUCCGUAAAUGGGCUCAAGACUUGAACGUAAUAUGGAAACAAUUGAUGAGAAAAAUGAAACCGGAAGUUGCCGAACACCCCAAACGACACAGUCUUAUUUAUUUAAACAACCCGUUCGUUGUUCCAGGGGGUCGUUUCAGAGAAAGCUAUUAUUGGGACACCUACUGGGCGAUGACUGGCAUGCUUCUUUCCGAAAUGAACGACACCGUUCGUGGAAUAUUAGAAAAUUUUUAUUCACUGGUUGAAAGAUUUGGAUUCAUACCGAACGGAAGCAGAGUUUACUACCUAAUGAGAAGUCAGCCACCUUUCCUAAUGCUGAUGACCCAAAAGUACCUUGAAUUUACUGAGGACAUCGGAUUCUUAGGAAGGCACAUUGGUACCUUGGAAAAAGAAUUCAACUUCUGGCUUCGCGAGAGAACCACAGAACUCGAGGUAUGCGGAAAAACCUAUAAAUUGGCUCGAUAUGCUGUAAGGAGCGUUGGACCACGACCCGAAAGUUAUCGGGAAGACUACCGUCUAGGUAAAACGGUGAAAGGCGAUAGAUUGGAUGGUUUCUACAAUGAUAUCAAGGCUGCCGCUGAAAGUGGUUGGGAUUUUUCGAGUCGUUGGUUCGAUGGAACGAACGAGGAUUUGGUCGGUAAUCUUUCCACCAUUAGAACUGAAACUGUAAUACCCGUCGAACUUAACGCGCUUCUCGAAAAAAAUGCAAGACUUUUAGCCGAAUUUCAUCUGAGACUGAACAAUCCUGUGAAAGCUGCUCACUACGCUACCAUCGCUCAGGAUUUCCAAGAAGCUAUAGAUAACGUUCUUUGGAACGAAGAAGAGCAUAUGUGGCUGGAUUAUGACACCGUUAAAAAAGUUUCUAAGACGAAAUUUUACCCCACGAAUUUAACACCACUUUACACUCGCAGUUACGAUCGUUCCAGAGCUAAGGACUUGGCAAGAUGGAGCGUCGCUCAUCUUGAAAAGUUCAAGAUUCUAGAUUUUAUGGGUGGCACCCCCGCCUCGACGGAAAAUACCGGUGAACAAUGGGACUAUCCCAACGCAUGGCCACCCCUACAAUCGAUAUUAGUCCUUGGACUUCACGGUACGGGAUGGGAACCAGCGACCUCCGUCGCGAAGACACUCGCUACCAGAUGGCUAAGAGCGAACCUCGCAGGAUUUACCGAGUACAACGAGAUGUUCGAAAAGUACGACGCUAUAAGUCCGGGACGUUUUGGCGGCGGUGGUGAGUACAACGUGCAAGCUGGUUUCGGCUGGACGAACGGGGUGGUUAUGGAAUUUUUGGACUUGUAUUCGGACACAAUCACCAGCGAAGACAGUCAAGUAACUACGGAAACUACCGUUGAGAGAUAAGCUGAGCUGAUAAAAAAUUCGGAAUUCCUUGGCAUGCAGUCGGCUGCGGGAAUAGUAAUUUUUCAUACUUGAGGUUUUCUUUACAUACUUUUGCCGUUGAAAUUUUUCUCCGAGUAUCGUGACGUAAAAUUAUACAUUUGAAAUUAUAUGGCGUGCAGAGGAAUCACCGGGUGUAAGAAGAAAAAAAAAAAAAAAACAGAAAAAACUAAACCUCGGGGAGAUUUUAAUUUCGGCCCUUUCCUCGAAUAACAAAUUGUGUUUUCGCGUGGAUUUUAUGACGUAGGUAAUUUUCUGAAAGGUUGAAGAAUAUCGUAUCGUUUCAGUAGGGGGUAGAAAAAAAUGUAUAAUGCAGAUAAAAAAAUAAAAAAAAAAUCUAAGAACAUAAAUUUGGGGAGAAGAGAAAGCGACCCCACGCCGCAGACGGUAUGAUAUUAGAAUUUUAUUGUCCUUUUCAUCAAUAUCGAAAUAAAUUUUUCGAUGUGUAUGGGUAUGCAAAGGAUUUUGAAACGCCAACGUAACGUAUAAGUGAAAAGAGAAUACAGUUUAUAUUUGAUCUGCAGCACCCCGCGCACUGGUUGGUCGUAAAACUGUUUAUCUAUUACUCGGGGGUCGCUUAUCUUCGCCACAAAACUAAAUAAAACAUAUUAAAAAAAAAAAGGAAUUCUGCUCCCCGAAGAGGGGAAAAAUAAAUAAAUUUAUAAUUAAAAUCAAGAGUUGCCGAGGGGAUAAAAAGUGUGAAAUUUUCGCGAAAAGAUAUACCUCGAUUCGCGUAUAAUUCGGUUCACCACGUACUGCGGAAGGAUCAGGCCAAAUUUAUCCGAACAAACAAAAUUCCAUGACACGAAUUAUUUCAACCCCCCACGGUGAAAAAUAACAUUAAACGAAUUUCUACCUCGUCUUGAAAUUCAAUGUUUUUCCGAUCAUGUUUUCUGUUGUAUAAUGUGUGUUUUACAAUGAAAAUGGCCAUCAGGGCUUGCAAUAUUUUUCUUUGCAAUUAUUGUCGGUAUACAAUGAAAAUUUGGUAUUUCCUACAGAAUUCACUGCAGAGGAUUUCGUUUGAAGUAGGCUUAUCGCGUUAAUGGGCAUAAAUAAAAUUACACGAAGGAUAUAAAAAUAUGAGGAAAAAAAUCGCGACGGUAUAUUGGAUGUAUAUGCUUCAGAAAUUUACACAUACGCAUGUAUAUAUAUGCCUACAUGUAUAAUAUUCUACGAAAUUAACCCGUAAGCCGCAAGAAUUACGACUUUAUGAAGUAUAUGCAUCCUAAUUAUCCCUGUACAAGUUAUAAUUACCGCAGGUCGGAAAACUUUUUGAGUAACUGCAGCUACAGUGGAGAAGAGAUGAGAAAAAAUAAAUGAAUAGAAUAAAAAGAGAAGAGAAAAAAAAAAAAAAACCAGAGUUGCAGGAUGAGUUGGUUAUAAUACGGGUAAUACAGGCGAUAUAAAAAAGGCGUAUCUUCUUUUUCAUUACUCGCCAUUUUUGCUUUUAUUAACGUAAUCAGAUUUUAAUUACGCAAUUAUUCCGUAUCGAAGUAUUUCGGUUAACUCUGAGGAGUAACCUAAAUGAUCCUUGCAUUGAUUGGGUGAUUCAUUUUUAUGAUAAAAUCCAUAGACGCUCAUUGAUAGGUGUAUAUAUAUAUUAUACAGAUUGACGAAAGAAUAUUGUAAUAACAUAAAUGCCAGAUAUAUAUAUUAUAUCCGCAUUAUUUUUUAAGAGCCCGUUUAAUAAAUCCACGGGUUCUCAAACCGUUCGGUAUCAAAAGUAGCUGCUGUGUACCGAAAUUAUUUUUACGUAUCGCACGAUAUUAUGGGGAUGAAAUUCACGAGAACGCGGGAACAUGCCCGCAGCUGUUCAAUUCUGCGGUAUAUUAAGGCGCAAUCUGAAUACAAGCAACAAAAAAAGCGGGGAAACAAUCGCGGUUUCUCCGCGGACACGGAGGGAGAAAAAAAAACUUGAGAAAAAAAGUGCUGUUCUAAACCAAUUUCAGAUAACCCUCCCCGUCAUCGCGCUCGCGGGAUAGCUGAAAAGAUGUAAAACUGGAGGCGAGCGAAAGAUCUUAUGAACCGUAUAAACGGACAGGUCAUUACCGUUCGACUUUCAGCAGAAAUUGCCAACGUAUUUUUCGUUUAUUUCACAUAUUUCUCGUUCUCCGAGUGAAAAUGUAAUUGAGGCUGUCGAUGGAAAAUUCUUGACAUUGAUAAAUCAAGAAUGGAUGAAACAAAAUCACACACUGUACUCUCGCGUCCAUAUAAUACACGCUGAUGUAAUUUUGGAGUUUUCGAAUGCUUUUACCGCGGUUAAGUCAUAGCGGAUAAAAUUUCGCGCGGUAUAAACGUGCGAAAAAUUUCAAAUACUCGAAGUAAAUUAUUAUAGACAUUUAGCCGCAGGACAACGUACCUGGAAAAGGCCGUUGUGAAAAAAAAAUAAGAUCAGCUGUGCCCGUGGGAAUAAUUUUUGUUCCUCCACCUCCUCUCUCGUGCGGUAUUCGGAAUUUAUGGAUUUGUAAAUUUUUUUAUUUCAUUUCACGUAAUUUCUUUUUUUUUUUUUUUGCUUUUACUUUCGUCAACCGAAGUUGCACUCUUUUCAAACUCGUAAGUUUCUCCGCGGCUGUGUAUAGGGAUUAUCGGGAUUAUCGGGAUUAUCUUCCGGGAUUUUAUAUGCGUUCGUUAAAGCGAAUCGUACGGUGCAGCUAUAUCCGGUUCAUAUCCGAUUUUCAUGUAUGACGAUGCCAUUUUCUCUUCCGUAUGUAAUUCAUUUCACUGUUACGUAUAUAAUUAUAUAUAUAUAUAUAGGUAUCCAAACAUCGCCUAUACGACGACGUAUACAUAUAUAUAUAUAUGCUUACGCUAGAUACAUUUUAGCACACUCGGAAAAUCCUGAAGGAUAUAUUUCUACGACAAAGCCCCAAGGGAUUCAUAUAAAGGGUAACGUGUCCGCGUCUAGAGAGCUAUCCCCAACGUGGUGACCGCGACGCGAUUUUCUCUUGCUAUCGAAAAGCUGAAAUAAAAGAGGAAAAAUUCCAUACAGAAGAUCAGAAGUCUCAGUUAUUCCCUGACCUUCUCAGGUAUAAUACGUGGGAUUGAGAAUCAAGUUAUAUAUACACGUAUAUUGCGCUACUGACCCACGCCGCUUUUUUCUGCAAACAUCGAUACGGGGACUAAUUUCAAAAAUGAAAGAAACAAAUUAUCCCACCGAGUUAUAUUUGUUAAAUUAGAUCGAAGAAUAUAAAUAUUUUUCAUUUUGUACCGCUGUACGGAUAUCUCGAGUCGGGGACGUAUUUAUCGAGGUUGUGUUAAUUCAGUCGGUUCUCAGGGGGAUGAAAAAAUAGCGGAAAAAGCGAAAGAGGAAGAAUAAAAACUGAAAAAUAAAUGAAGGAAUAGUAAUGGAAAAUAUAUAGAUGCAAUUUCCCGUGUAUUAAUAUACUACCAUAACUGUACUACAGCUGCUGCGGAACGUGGCAAGUUUAAAAAAUACUACUCAAUGGGUGAAACAUUUUUUUUCGACCUUGUAAGGUUGGAGAGAGUCGAUAAAAAAUUCUCCACACGAAAUAUGCAUGCACCGACAUUCUUAGCACGUGUGAGAUACACGAACGGGGAAGCUUUAUCCCUCAGAAUCACGACUACUUGGCAAUUCCGUAGGUAAAAUAUCAUAUAAAUAUACUCCACGUCGAAAUUCCGUAUCCAAAACCAAAAAUAUUUGCGAGGAAUUUGUUUGAAGAUAUUUUUCGAGCAAAUAAAAUCAUAAAAUACUGAAAUCGAUUAUCAAAGCAAUCGAGAUAGAAUGAUAAUAAUUAUUGGGUGGUAACGAAAAUGAAGUAAUCACAAAUUACAAAUUUGUACAUAAAUAUUCGCUGAUAUUUGAGCGAAUUAUAUUUCAGAAAUAUAUAUUUCACACGAGUGAAAUGCGGAAAAUAAUAUUCACAGUUGUCAAUUGAAGAAAUUGAUAACAUUUGCGGUAUUAUAGCAUACGUGCGUUUAAACAUCGUCGAUGCACACAAUUUACAUUCAUAUAUAAUUACUCUGGGGGUAUGGUCGACAGAUUUAGGUUCUAAAUGGAUCAUGUUCACAAUUUAACAUAAAUCCGACUCUGAUGGGGCUCAAUGGCUAAUUCAAUCUGCGCAGCUGGUAUAUAUACGGCGUAAAUUUUCACGACUAUAUUCCAGCAAUUACCGAUUGAUUAGAAUAACCAGAAAUAGGGCGUACACGCUGAACGAGAUUAAUUAUUACCCCUAAUUAUUCUAACCGAAAUAACUGCGAACAAAAUAACGAUCGAUCAAGGGUCGAACAAAUAUCAAUAAUUCGUAAUAUUUUUAAUAUUUUUCAAUUAUCCGCUCACCCUCUUCGAUACGGCGUAAAAACGAAGGAGACGAAGAAUCGGCCGGACGAAUAGGUCGCAGAAUUUUCCACCUGCACUCACGUAACUUCGUUCCUCAUUACCUAUACCCGAGGAUAUAAUUUCGGUACUACGCACAACACCUGAUAACACACGCGCGGGUAAUACGCCGACAGACCUACUUAGCUCGCGGUCACCGACUCACUGGAUUAUUUCCCUAUAAAUCCGACUUUAAUCGAACUCUAGACAACGUACGGCGUCACAAAAGGUAUACCAGACGUUAAACACGCUCUCUCACACGUACGACGAGCGUCGCGACGCCGAGCGAACUGUUCGUGUGUCGCAUCAAACGUAUUGUAAACAGAUCACGCAUAUUAGAGUGCGAAGUUCGUUUUAUCUAGCUUCUUCGCCUCGUCUCUUUCAUCGGUCGAAUAACUUUGAAAAUAAACAAACAAAAUUUCAAGCAAAACAUCUGUGUAUAAUAUAUCUUCCUCAGACUUUUCUGAAAAUGUUCAAUGCUGAAUUUAAGCCUCUGCAAAAAUCGUAAACUUUGGAUUUCCUUCGGUUUUGAAAAGAAAAAUUCAUUCUAUUUUUAUCUCCAAUAGAAUUUUCUCUCGAGUUUCGUGGUCGCGAAAUAUAUUCAUGUGGAUUUGUCGUACAAGUAUUUCUGAUACGUGUGUGAUAAUGUAAGAGUUUUUCGCAAUAUCGAACCAUAAAGUAGCUAAUAAACCGAAUAAUUUUGAACACGCGAUUCUCGAAUUAUACUCGUGUUCGAUCUCAUCUGAUAUUUUACCGUAGUUACGUGUACGUACAAGUGUAUUCAGAUUGUGGAGGAUAACCUUUACGGUUAGAUACAAUUAUUUACGAUCUGCAUAACGUAAGAUUUAUUGCACAGCUAAACUUUCUCCAUAUGAUCUAAAGGCGUACCUAUACACAAGUUACGUAUGUAUGACACGAGUUCGAAUUGUUCACAGCGUCAUAGUUGAGCAGAUUUUACACGUAAUGUGGCUCGACUAUACAGCUAAAGCAUUAUAACACGCAGUCAUUCAGAUCUUUAUUGCUGCACUUUUUGCCGCGACAACUUAUCUAUUUGAGGGAGAAUCCUGGUCGAUGCGCGGAUACGAUAAACGACGGGGGAGGGGGGGGGGGAGACGGGGGGAUCGGAAUUUUACUGCGCUAAAAGAUUGCAUUUCAUAAUUCUGCAGCUGGUUCGGUUCUCCGCUGCAGUAACAACUAAGGUUUACUGCUGAAUAAUAACGGAUAUCCUCCCGUUAAAGUUCGGGCUUUGACGCACACGUACGUAGAAUAUUUCACGUGCGCGAAUAUCCGCCGGGCAAAUGUGCGCGAAGGUUACAAUGGCAGAUACAGGUACACGUGUACAGAUAAAAUAUAUGCGGACGUGACGAUGGUGUAUGGAUGAGAAUCGUUAAACGCGUACAUGUACCUAGUUUUAUGGAAAAUUCAUAUUUGUCACGUAUAAAUUUCAAACCGCGAUUCUUCCGCAUGAAUAUUUUUCUCACCCCUAGCCUACUUCUUUCCAUCAACGUACUCGACCUCACAGAAUUAGGGCACUGCGUUUGUUUUAUCGGUGGCAUUCGAAGACUCAUAUUUUUCGGAUGGUCAGUGAAGGGAAUUCUGUAACACCGGUUCGAUCGUACGACGAAAUGUUCUUCCUGAGCGUCGCGAAAGUCGUGGGAGUGAAAUGAUUUGACUUCGUCUGUAGUUGGUUCUUUCGUUUUGAAGUUGACCGAGUUGACUGGGAACGUCCCGUGCGCAUUGUGACGAGUAAACGGACACGAUUGGGGUUGAAACGUGGCCAAGUGCCGUACAAACAGCAAACCUGAACGCAAACCAGAAAAUUCCGAAAAUUUUAUUGGGCGCCAGGUUGCGGCGCUUCGUAUACGUGGGAAUAAAAAAGGAGCACUUGAAGAAAUAAAAGGAUCGAGGGGUACAAAGGUGUUAAAACAUCCCCGUCUCACAAUUUAACACAAUCGGAUGGAAAGAUGCAAAACGGACUUUAUGCCAAAUCGGUCUGGGAUGCGAGAACUUUAAAACGUUAUGCGAAAAAACGAUUCGCGAGAUAGAGAAGGACAAAAAAUUUUGAAUAUUCGAAAAUGUGGGGGUAUAAAAUUUUCCAUGGACACGAAAUGAUCAAAGCCAUUUUUCGAUCGAAGCGCCCUUGAUCUUCCCACAGCUACAGAUGCACAUGUAUAUAUAAACUAUCGAAUUCAAUCUCGUGGGAUAAUUUUUUUUUUUUUUUUUGCCGCGUGGGAAGAUAUAGAAACUCGUUCGGAAACCGUGAAAGAUAGCUGUAGAUCGUUUAUUUCUGCUUCAAGUCUGACGGUCUGGGUACAUUUAACAGGAGAUAGUGGGUAAGAGGAUGCGAUAUCCCGGGUCCGACAUUAACUCCGCUCUUUUGUUCUUUUGUUACUUAUUUUUUUCAUUUUUUCAUCGAACUAAGGAGCCGUAGUUCUUUGAACCUAAUAGCUGUAUCGAUUAUUCAACACCGACACAUAAGGCGACCUGUAUAGGCAUCAAUUUGGUCGGGAUGGGAAGAAAUUUAGUCCACUCGUACGAUCGCUGAGUCGACGUAAAUUAGUCUCCUUUAAUUCCUCAAGUCCUUCUUGAUUUACACGAAACUUGCAGAAUAUAAUGAAUUUCGGAAGUCUAUAUACGAGGUCUUUAAUAUCCCAUCUAUUCCCGAGCGAAAAAUUGGGGAUAACUAGAUCGUUUGGAUAGAUAGCUAUCAAUUUAGUCGACAGGUUUAUUUUACAUAGAGUAUAAAAUAUCAUUCAUCGGUGCCGAGUACCCAAUCAACACUAUAUCUGUACGAAUCAAUAAGCUCUCGGGAAAAAGAUCGGAUAUAGGAGAUGAGAAAAAAUGUUUCAUGGGUAUAAAAAUUUGUUGAAUCUACAGGGAUUGAUUGAACUUGUUAUAUGCGUUUCUGUUACAGUUACGGGACGAUGGCUUCAUUUUCUAUACUCGCCAAUAGAAACGUCGACUGUAGAUAAUAUUAUUGAAUUCAAGGAACAAGAUACAUUUCAUCUGACGA
Athalia rosae (coleseed sawfly) is the source of this 9340-nucleotide messenger RNA. Its product is annotated as trehalase-like. Gene Ontology annotation, molecular function: alpha,alpha-trehalase activity. Gene Ontology annotation, biological process: trehalose catabolic process. Lineage: Eukaryota; Metazoa; Arthropoda; Insecta; Hymenoptera; Athaliidae. Bases 207 to 1958 code for a protein of 583 amino acids. The record is from RefSeq and is a predicted model, not a curated record. The transcript is spliced from 10 exons.